UUCUACUUUUUGCUUUGCUGCUGUUCGUCUUCGUCUUUCAGAAUCGCCUUCGCCAUGGAAAUCAAUGGCUCUUCACUUCCAGUUAGAUCGAAAUAUAUGAAUUCAAAACCAACUGCGAAAGCCUCUGAGGCCACAAAUUUCAAUUCCAAGGCCAGAUCGUCUCUCCUCAGGCAAGAACAAGCGGCAAACAAUCAAUCUGGCGUGUGUGCUGCGUCUACGCGAAAUCAAUCACACUUUAGCUUUGUCAAUAAGGAUAAACGAGUAUUUGGUACUGCUCGAAACCCUAACGUUCGCUGCGUCCCUUCGAAGACAGAUCCGACGAAUCCAGCCAAAGUCAAGGCCAGAAAAGCAGAGAAACCGUCCGGAGCAACUUCGUCGCCGCCUCGUACAGUUGCAGAGGCGAAGAGCUCGUCGGAGAAGAACGCCGCAACGAAGCCGAAGAAGAAAAGCGUGUCGUUCGAUGUGGUAAAAGUCGGAAAAGAUUUACCUAAUGAAGAGCUUCAAACGCCGGUGAAAUCAACGCCUGAAGCUGCGGCCAAACCUAGGCGUUCGGCGACGCCGUAUUACACCGCCGACAAGUGCAGCAAAUGCAGAUUCGACAAGCUUGAGACGGCAGCCUAUUGGCUUGCUCAGAUCAAAUCGGCGGAAUUCGUUAGUAAGCAUUCAGUUUCUGCUGCUUUCUUCGGUAGCAUCAAAGGUGAGCUUAAGAAAUAUAUAACUCGGCAUGAGCAUUUACAUGAGGAGGAACAAUGGAAAAUUUUAUCAAGUAGCUAUGGAGUUUUGAGAGAAGAAUUCAACAUCAGUGCGAGUGGGGAAGAAGAUGAACAGAGCCUGACAUAACGAGGUAAAACCAGGCCUGACGGAAAAGUCACACUCGAGAUGUCGGGGUUUGAACUUAUGACCUCACGAUUACAAAUCUAAUCUUUACACCACUAGGUCAUUCCUUACUUUUAAGAGCACAAACAAUAGCUCUAGUUGAACAAACAGUUUUAG
Messenger RNA from Andrographis paniculata, 993 nucleotides. RefSeq lists its product as uncharacterized. The record is from RefSeq and is a predicted model, not a curated record. Bases 55 to 840 code for a protein of 261 amino acids. The transcript has 3 exons. NCBI's taxonomy places the organism in Eukaryota, Viridiplantae, Streptophyta, Magnoliopsida, Lamiales, Acanthaceae.